GUACAAGUGAAGUAGAAAGAUGAGAAUCUCGAGUUAACAACGCCCCCACCCCAUAUAGAAUAUAAACCGAGAGGUAAAGAGCGGAAAAAGAGAGGCAAGAAAUUAAACGUUAAACGAGUGUUGGGAAAGGAAACGUGAUCGUCAAAUAGAAAUAUAUUAAGAGAAAGAGAAAAGGGAGGGAAUAUUCUCAUCGCUAAUCAACAUCGUAGAUAACAACAAUAGUGUCAUUCAUUCACUAUUACUACUAUCAUUUCUUAUUCUAUUUGACAUAUUACUACUACUACUACUAUUCCUACUACUAUUCCUACUACUACUACUACUACUACUACGUCUGCUACUCGUACCCCCCACCACCACCACUAUUAUAGGUUGAUGUUAAACUGUUGACGUGAAGGUUCUACAAGAAUGCUUGAUCUUUGAUUUCAGCUACUUAUAAAAGUACAUCAAACAGCACACCAUGGGGACAUUGUUCCGCAGCGAAGAAAUGACAUUAUGUCAAUUAUUUUUGCAGUCUGAAGCAGCAUAUGCUUGUGUAUCAGAACUUGGAGAGUUAGGAUUAGUGCAAUUCAGAGAUCUAAACCCUGAUGUGAAUGCCUUUCAGCGCAAAUUUGUAAAUGAAGUUCGCAGAUGUGAAGAGAUGGAAAGGAAACUUCGUUUUCUCGAGAAAGAGAUUAAAAAAGAUGCAAUUCCCAUGCUUGAUACAGGGGACAAUCCUGAUGCACCAGUCCCCAGAGAGAUGAUUGAUUUAGAGGCAACUUUUGAGAAGCUUGAAAAUGAAAUGAAAGAAAUUAAUGCCAAUGCUGAGGCUUUGAAGCGGAAUUUUCUGGAAUUGACAGAACUUAGACAUAUACUACGCAAAACACAGAAUUUUUUCGAAGAGGCUGAAUCCAAUCACAAUCUGAAUUUGCAUGAUUCUGGCAAUAAUGAGGAGUCAACUAUGCUACUGAUGGAUGAAACUUUUUAUCAAGUUGGCCUGGCAUUAAAAUUAGGGUUCUUGGCUGGUGUUAUUCAUCGUGAACGUAUCCCAGCCUUUGAACGAAUGUUAUGGAGAGUUUGCCGAGGUAAUGUUUUCCUAAAACAAGCAGAAAUUGAGCCACCUUUGGAAGAUCCUGUCACUGGAGAUCAUGUGUACAAGUCUGUGUUUAUUGUAUUUUUCCAAGGAGAUCAACUUAAGUCAAGAGUGCGAAAAAUCUGUGAAGGGUUCCGAGCCACUCUAUACCCGUGUCCGGAGACUCAAGCUGAAAGACGAGAAAUGGCCAUGGGAGUAAUAACACGAAUUGAGGAUCUCAACACAGUUCUUGGCCAGACUCAAGAUCAUCGCCACCGAGUUUUGGUAGCUGCAGCCAAGAAUAUUAAAGUGUGGUUCAUCAAAGUGAGGAAGAUCAAAGCAAUCUACCACACUUUGAAUAUGUUCAACUUGGAUGUCACACAGAAGUGUCUCAUUGCUGAAUGUUGGUGUCCAGUUGCUGAUCUUGAUCGGAUACAGCAAGCUUUACGUCGAGGAACUGAAAGAAGUGGUAGUAGUGUACCAUCUAUACUAAACCGGAUGGUUACAAAGCAAGAACCUCCUACCUAUAACCGUACUAACAAAUUCACUGAAGCAUUCCAAGCUAUAGUAGAUGCUUAUGGAGUAGCAUCAUACAGAGAGGUUAACCCAGCUCCCUUUACAAUUAUAACAUUCCCCUUUUUAUUUGCUGUGAUGUUUGGAGAUGCUGGACAUGGCUUCUUGAUGACCCUCUUUGCAGUUUGGAUGAUUGUGAGGGAAAAAGUAUUAUCAACCAAAAAAGGGGAUAAUGAGAUCUGGAAUACCACAUUUGGUGGGCGCUAUAUAAUUCUACUUAUGGGAAUUUUUUCCAUAUAUACUGGUUUCUUGUAUAAUGAUGUAUUUUCAAAAUCUCUCAAUAUAUUUGGAUCAUCAUGGUAUACUAACAAAACUGUGCCUAAAGGAAGCAGUAUCAUAUUCAAUCCUGGGACCAUGUAUAGCUCCACGCCUUAUCCAAUUGGUUUGGAUCCAGCUUGGCAGUUCUCUCAGAACAAAAUCACUUUCACUAAUUCUUUCAAGAUGAAAACUUCUAUUAUACUUGGUGUGUCUCAAAUGAUGUUUGGUGUUUUCCUGAGUUUAUCAAACCACAGAUAUUUCCAGAAACCAUUGAAUGUAUUCUGUGAAUUCAUUCCUCAAAUUAUAUUCCUCUCUUGUUUGUUUGGUUAUCUGGUCAUUUUAAUUUUUGUGAAGUGGGUAAAUUUUGAUUACACAACUGCCGGUACAGCACCAAGUUUACUUAUAGGUUUAAUUAAUAUGUUCCUUUUUAAAUAUCCCAAUAGUCCUUCAUAUGAGAAACCAUUUUACUCUGGUCAGCCUGGUUUCCAAGGAUUUUUAGUGGUGGUAGCUUUUCUUUGCGUGCCGUGGAUGUUGUUGGUAAAACCUUAUCUGCUUAAAAAGAAGCACAUGGCACAACAGCAGACCCCUCAAAGUAGCAAUAGACUACUGCAGCAAAAUGGUAGCCCCCACCAUCCUGACAACUCUUCCACAGGGAUGAUGCAGUCACCACCACCUCCGCCACACCUUCAACAACAGCAGCAGCUGCAGGAGGAGGAGCAAGCGGAGGUUAUACACUUUGAUGUAACUCAGUCCCAGUCUUUUGGUGAUGAAAGUGAAAUGAAGGACUUCGAUUUUGCUGAUACUCUGAUUCAUCAAGCUAUCCAUACCAUUGAAUAUUCUUUAAGUUGUAUUUCAAAUACAGCUUCCUAUCUUCGACUCUGGGCACUGAGUUUAGCUCAUGCACAGUUGUCUGAAGUAUUAUGGACGAUGGUGAUGAGAAAAGCUUUAAACCAGUCAGGUUAUGGUGGAGUUAUUAUGACGUUUAUGAUAUUUCCAUUAUGGGCAGUUCUCACAGUAACAGUUUUAUUGGUGAUGGAAGGGUUAUCAGCCUUCCUUCAUGCUCUUCGAUUACAUUGGGUUGAAUUCCAGAACAAAUUUUAUCAAGGCUCUGGAUAUCUGUUUCAGCCAUUCUCUUUUGAACACAUUUUGGAUUAUGGAGGUGAUGAAUGAGCUAUUACUGUUGUAGUGCUGGGCCUUGUAUCAUCGUCACAGAUCCAGUAGUUGAUAUGCUGCUACUAAAAUUAGUAACAUACCCUCAUGAAUUGUUGUUGUUGUUGCCAUUGUUGUUAUUCUUUCUCUUUUUUGGUUACAGUCAUACUUUCACUGCUGCAUUUAAACAGUCACAGUAAAAAAAUACUGAUCUGAUGUUUUCCCCUUAGAUAUUUAUUCAAUUAACAUUAUUAAUUUGGGAUUUUCAUUAGUGAUCAAAUGUUUUAGAAAAGAAUUUUUUUUCUUUUUUCUUAACUCUUCACACCAGUAAAUUAUGAGAAAAUACUUUAAUUUCCAGAAUACUUUUCAUUAAUAUAGUUGUUUAUAAUGAUGCAAAGGUUAGUAGUUGGCAGAAUGAUGAACAAAAUAAUUGUGGUAUUUAGUUGUUACCUCCAUGGAGGUGACUGCUUUUCCUCUUGAAACUUUUCAUUUUUCUUGGACAGUAAUCCUAAACAUUUGACAUUGAUCUCUUAGUCUACUAAGAAAUAUUUUUAAUGUAUUAGUCUGAAUAAACUAUGUGCAAUACAAGUAAAUUUUCUGAAUGAAUUUCAAGAUAUUUUCAGUUAUGUUAGAUAUAGUCCUGUUUCCACAAUUUUAUUUGUGCCACAUGUGGAAAACAAUUUUUCAUUAUUUCUCACACACAUUAAGAAACUUAGUUUUCUUCAUAUAAAAUCUUACUAAUUUUGAUUGUAAAACUUAGGGGUACACAUGACUACAUUUUAUCACUUCCAAUUUUGUGCUAAAAUUAAAAUUUAGUUUCAACUUGUACAAUCUGGUAAAAUAAUAAUUUUUGACUUCUAUGAUAUAAUAUAACAGACUAUAAUAUGAUAUAUAUAUAUAUGAGUUGUACUUGGUUAGCUAGUGACUCGAUCCAUUCUUGAAAUGGAAAUAAUUGCAUCGUGUUGGUCAUUUUUGCCAUUUAAGCACACGCAAACAGUUUGUAUUCAUUUUUCUAGUGAUAGUAGUAUUGAGAAAUAAAAUGAGAAUAACAGAUGUAUUUAAAUGGUUAACACGACUUUUCCACAAUGUAAUUGUAUUAACUAGGUCAUAUAAAUUUAUCUAUGUAGAAAUUGUGCUAUUGUUGUCAAUAGUUUUCAACUCAGUAAAGUAUUUUCCAUCUUAAACCCUUUUUUACUGUUUGGCAGUAAAUUUAGUUUAAAUUUUUCAAAAAACAAACCCAUGUGCAUGCAUGCACACACACACCUAUAUACAUAUACUUGUACUAAUUCUAGAUAAAAAAUAAAAUAUUUGGACUUCAGUGUAAGUAGUUAGUUAUUGAAAACUAAGUUUUGUAUUUUUAGUGGCCUUUAGUGGGAUAAUACAGUAAGUUCUGCAACCUAAUUUUGAUCCUGAGUUGGAGUAUUUUCACUUCACUUCACUUCAUGGUUUCUUCUGAAAAGUAUGUGAACAUAUUCUCAUUUCACUUCUCUCAAUCUGCAAGAAAUUUUAAUUCAGUCUCCAUAAUUCUUUCAUAAUGUUGUUAGUGUUUCUUUAUUUUUCUCUUUUUUUUUCAUAUUUUAUUUAAUUAAAAUGUAAAAAAAAAAACUAAAAAAAAUAUUGAUCUUGGCUGAUCUGUGUAUCAUUUAUAUAUCUCUUCUCUCACUCUCCUUUUUGAUAUUUAGCUAAUAACUUCUUCCAUAAUAUUGUUAUCCUCUGUAUCUGCAUAAAGCUGGCCAAAUAUGAUGGAGGCAGGAUAAACAGCAAACACCUUACCACUCUAUCUAGAUGGUAUUGGUACCAUUGUUGUCAGUAGAGGCAGGAUCACAACGAUUGUAAUAUGGAGAUGGGGAGUUAAGUGUCCCCUACUCUCUUGAACUAGCUGUGUAGGCAGGGUCACAACGACUGAAUCGAAUGGAAGGCUGGGAUUUGUUGAAAAUACAUAACCAAUAUGUUGCCUAUUAUUUUCAUUUUUCUUGGAAUAUAUAAGUAACCAUUUUAGAAUCAAUUAUAUUAACUACCUGAUUACAGUUCAACAGAAUAUAAAGCUCUAUAAUAGUGUUUUUUAAGAUGAUAAUUUUCUUAAAUGAAAAAUUCUCAUUUUACUUAAUUGAAAUUUCAAACAAAGUGCAAUAUCUAAAUGAAAUAAUUUUAUUAUUAUUUUCCUUUGUUUGUUUCUGAUAAACAAUAAUUUAGAUUAAAUUGAUAUUUUAGUAAUACAACAUUUCUGAAUACAAUUUCAAAUACUUUAAUAUUUCUUUGUCUUGAAUUCUAAUUAUGUUGCGUUGGUUCCUAUAUUGAUAAACUUGCCCCUAUAUAGGAUGGACCUAAUCUUUUCUACUGUUUUCUUGUUUUCAAUGGGAUUACCAAUACAUCCUAAAUUGGUUAUGUAUUGAGUCACGUCCAUUUUUUACUGUGUUCUCCUCUCCCCCACCCACCCCAGCCUUCCCCCCCAUCUUAAUAACCUACACAUACCAGAAGUAUUCUUUAAUAGGGUUUUAUUUAUGUGUCUCCUGAUUGUUGAUAUUUUCUUCCUCAAAAUUUUAGCUUUGGUUUUUUUUUCCUUGUACUUUAAUUUUCCUCAUAAAUUUCCUCUAUUUUCCUAACUUAUUCCCUUCAUUUGACAGUGCCUAUCAUUUCAAUACAUCGACUCCUUUAUACUAUUAAAGGGCUAUAUUUUUUCAACUGAAUUUCUCUCUCAUUUUAAUUAAAAAAACAAAUAGAUAUAUACAUAUAUUUUUCUCUUUAUAUAUAUUUUCCCUUAUUCGAAAUAAAAUAAGGAUACAGUGGUUUUUCAUUGUUCAUUUCGUUUUUCCUUUAUAUAUAAAUACAUCUGUAGAAAUUUAGUGAAAUUUACCUGCCAAAUAGAAUAGAAAAGUGCCGAAAAGAAGUUGUUCUGGUUGUUCUAUUCUUAAUGAUACCCACUGACUAAAAUCAGUCUAAUUUUACCAUUCAUUGAGAAAUUUGUAAUUUUGCAAUUUGUGGGAAAUUUGCCUACCCUAACAGAAAAGCUAUGAUACCAAAUAUUUAUUGAUACAUAGAUAAUUGCCAAGAUCUAGUUAGGUUUUCUCUUUUACAUAUUGUCUCAUUAAUGAGUUGUGUGUAUGUAAACUCUCCAUUUCUUGCAAAAAUACACAAAAUAAAGUCUCUUGUAAGGGGAUUUUAAAAAACUUAGUUAUAAAUUAUAAGCAUUCUUUACAUCAUUAUUUUAUACACUUAACUACUUAGUUCUUAUUAAAAAAUGAAAUUAUAAAGUAUUACUUAAACUGAAAAUCUAAAUUUCACAUUUUUUAAAAAUUAAUUUUUCUAUUCUCAUAUCUAAAAUUAGUUUAUUUGUAAUUUUAUUUUUCCCAAAAUUUAUACAAAGAUCAAUCAGAAAUGAAGUGAAUUCAUUUAAAUAGAAAAUUUAAAAUGUUUAUUUUUAUUAUUUUUUGUAGCUUAUGAACCAUAGCGUAGUGUGUGUGUGUAGAAGGAUUGUAUUAAGGUUUCAGAUCUCUGUAGAAGCCAUAGCCAUUUAGACUAUAAAACAUUGAAUAUAGUAUAUAUGAUCAAACAAGUGGAACACUCAGUUGUGAAAGCUAACAUGAGACCUAUACUUAAACAUACACAUAAUUUGUAAACAAAAAUAAGGCUAAAUGUAGUAGAUAAAAAUAGUAAUAUAUAUCUAAUGCAUUUAUAAAAUCGCAAUUAAAUGUUACUAUUUUACCAUGAGUUAAAGUUCCAUGCUAAUUAGAUUGUUUUCCAGCUGGAUAUAUUUAUAAACAUUUAUAGAGUACAAUCAUAUCAGUAUUGUAGUAACCAUGUUGGUGAUUGAAGAGUUUUAGUAUCAAAAGUAUACAUUGGAAAUGAGAAAUUAGGAGGUGGAAAUAUAUUCAAAUAUAUAAACAAAAUAUUUAGAAGAGAAAAUGUGAAGAUGAAAAUGAAAGAAAAUAGACAUAAGAUGUCAGACUUAGGUGGCUUAGAAAAUUUGCUAUUUAUUAAAAAAUAAAGAUUUUCCAGGAACAAUGGUUGCUGAGGUAAAGCAAUUCACAUAGCUCUAAGCUUUAUGUACUUGUAACUAUAUAUAUUUAAUUAUAAUAAUUUUACCAAUGGUAAAAUAAAAAUAAAAAUGCACUGAAUAGCUCUGAAUAUUUUACCAGUCUGUUCUGAACUCCUUAUUUAUAACUGUGUAUGUGAGUAGUUAUAUAGUAUACCUAUAUCAGAAAUACAUCUUUUCUGUUAGAUAAAGAUUUGUCCCUACUAUUAAAAGAAAAUAGUAUUCUCUCAUAGUUGUUUCAAAUAUCAGUGAAUUGUUGUUUAACUUCAUAAGAAUAAAAAUAGAAUCAUAAAUGUUUAUAAUCUUUAGAAAAUUCUGUGCUGACUUGAAAUGGCAAGAAUCUCAAUUGUUGCAUCAUUGCAAAAUUUUAUAUAAAUUCCUUAUUGUAGAAAUUAUAAUUCAAUAUAAGUUUUCCUCUUCUAGUUUGUUUUACUUUUUACCCAUGCUAGUGUAAUUUGAAUCAUUCUGAAAUUUUAUAUAUUUACAUAAACUGAAGUUGGGAACUGUUGUUGAGUUUUAGCUCUUCUUGAUAGAGUGAUAUAUCUUGCCCAAGGACACACUGUGAUGCCAUUGGUUACAUGUGUAAGAUGUUUUAAUUGUACAAACAUAACAAGGGGAAAGGACAGGCAUACAGAAAGAUGGACAUGGAAACAUAAAGACAAACAAACAUACAAAUACACACACAGAAAGCAAGGAGAAACAUGUGGACAUCGGCCAGGCAGACAGAUGGACAUGCAAACAUUACAAGGUUAGACACGCAUAACAAAGACUGACUGACAGACAUACAAAAAAAAAACUACUUUCAUUAAUCUUUUAACCCCCUUCUCCCAUUUGGAUUCAAAAAUUGUUUUUUUCUUUUUGUUAUUGACAAUAUGUUUUUCCUCAGUAAACAAUUUCUAUUUUGAAAUGUUACCAAUAUAAAGAACAAUUAAAGCUAGAUAUUCUUUCACCAGCGUUAGUCUUCAUCUCUACCCUAUAUUUCUUUCUUUUAUUUUCAACUUCUUGUUUUGGGGGGUUUUUGCUUUUUUUUGUUUUUGUUUUUUGUUGUUGUUUUUUUGGAUGUCAGUUUGGAAAAUUUUUAAGAUUAAAGAUUCUAGAAUAGUAAAUGGAAAUGAAUGAUUGUUUUUAUUUGUUUUUCAUUUCUGUUUAGAUUUUUGUUUAUAUGUGCUUAUACAGGUUGCUCAUCUUCUCAUGUGAUUGUAAGGUUCGUUACCAUUUUGCUGUUUUGAAUCAGCUAUCAAAAUUAUGAAAAAGAUGAAGUGAAACCCAGAACAACUUUAUAUAUAAAAGAAUAAAAUUAAAUUAGUUUCGUACAAACUUACUACUCUUUUGGCUUAUUAAUACAAAAGCCACCUCUGAUAAA
This is a messenger RNA of Octopus sinensis (East Asian common octopus), 8424 nucleotides long. Its product is annotated as V-type proton ATPase 116 kDa subunit a1. Gene Ontology annotation, cellular component: plasma membrane; vacuolar proton-transporting V-type ATPase, V0 domain; vacuolar proton-transporting V-type ATPase complex. Lineage: Eukaryota; Metazoa; Mollusca; Cephalopoda; Octopoda; Octopodidae. The transcript has 22 exons. Gene Ontology annotation, molecular function: ATPase binding; proton-transporting ATPase activity, rotational mechanism. Bases 458 to 3049 code for a protein of 863 amino acids. The record is from RefSeq and is a predicted model, not a curated record. Gene Ontology annotation, biological process: vacuolar acidification; proton transmembrane transport.